AUGGCACGUGCAGGAUAUGUUGGCCAGGAUGAGCUGCUAAGGCAUCCUUUACACUGCGAAAAUCCUCAUACUGCGUCAGACUGUUCGCCUUCUCCCGUUAGCUCGUCAGCUCAGUCUCCGGUCAAUGCUGGGGCUGUCCGACCCAGCUCCGCGUCGUUAUCGGACAGCAACGAGGCGGAUUCCAGCAAAGUCCCAUCUUCUGGUCCACAGAGGUCAAAGUCCAUCAGCGGCGUGGGAGCCAAGUGGGAAAGAGAGAAGCGGAAGCGUUCACGUGUCACUCCUGAACAACUUAUCCAUUUGGAGCGCUUCUUUUCGAUGGACAGAAGUCCCACUGCAGCGAGGAGGAAAGAAAUCAGUGACUUAUUGGGCAUGCAGGAACGACAAACACAAAUAUGGUUUCAAAACAGACGUGCAAAGGCCAAACUGCAAGAUGGCAAGAAGGGUCGAGGGGACAGCGCUGAAACCCCACCGGAUACCCCCCCAGAAUUGGCGACCGGAUAUGAGGCAGAGUUACAUAGCCUCAUACAUGAAGACGAACCGGUUACUAUAAUUCCGUGCAAUGAUUUGUCUAUAGGGACGUGGCGUCGUAUUGCAACCGCCGUAGGGAAGCAUGAUCUCGUGGCUUACCUGUGUGACGGCAAGCGGUGCUUGACGUGGUUCAUCCACUCAGCAGGCUAUGGCUUUAAGAUGGAAAUUCCUUUCGACAUUAUCGUUCAUACGGAAUUUACAAACGCGGCGCCAGGGUCAGGACUGGCUUCAUUUAUCCUUUCACAACCGCCAACUUUUUACCUUGAGUCCUUCUCGAGCCCCGGGCCCACUCGGCAGUGGAAAAAAUGUGCGGAUUGGACGGAAGGACAACAAGCCACUAAGAUCCUGCGUCAUGACCUGAUAGGUUCAGCGGUACAGCUUGCACACCUUCUGCGCCAUCUGAACGCACAUGCUUCUGGGUCGGAUAUUCGUCUUCAUUCACCGUCCUAUUACUCUCAGGAGCCGCCGCCACCUCUCAUGGAGGUCCCCCAACCACCCAUGGCAAUUUUAACAGGGCCUGCAUACCCAUACGGUGGAGAUGCCGGCGACUCUAGAAGGGCAGAAGGUCCUGUCCACAUAAGGAGAAGGUCUUUUUCAGGUGGCACCAUGCAAUUGAGUCAUCUGCAUCGCCCCAGCCAUCAGUCUCUCGCUGUGGACUUACCUGUCAACCCGACCCCAGGGCCACACUCAGCCCCGUACGCUUCAUCAUCUUUCUCACUAUAUUCCAGUCGUAAUCACCCAUCCAUCCACUUAUCGUCUCAUUCAUCGAUGUUCUCGGAAUACGCGAACUCCGUGUCAUCGCAUAGUGCAUCGCAACAAUCUCAAUCCCCAGUCGACUACGGUCCAACAGAUACCCAUAGUAUUCCCCCGCAUUCCUAUUCAUCCGCACCGGUGCAUCAUAUGUAUGAUGGUACUAUGUCGAUGGCUUCUCCAUAUUCUAGCAAUGGACCAACCCCUAGUUCCUCUACCCAGACGCCAUUCGUUUCCCCUUCACCGCCGUUGUUGACAACUCCAUUUUAUCCUCCCACAAAUGAAUACAACACACGGGGCUGA
Molecule: messenger RNA, 1581 nt
Organism: Suillus subaureus
Lineage: Eukaryota; Fungi; Basidiomycota; Agaricomycetes; Boletales; Suillaceae
Exons: 3
Coding region: 1-1581 (526 amino acids)
Biological process (GO): embryo development; animal organ morphogenesis; anterior/posterior axis specification
Cellular component (GO): nucleus
Molecular function (GO): DNA-binding transcription factor activity; RNA polymerase II transcription regulatory region sequence-specific DNA binding
Source: RefSeq, a predicted model, not a curated record